CGGUUGUUGAUGACGCAAUUUGUAGGCGGCCGAUUCUAGUCUUUUGUGUUUAUCUUCAGCUUCUUUGGUGAAUGGAUCGGUGCGUUCAACAGUACUACUUCUUCGUCGGUGGAUACGGACAAUAAAACCGCUUAAAUGGUAGUGCGCACUGAGUGCAAACGCAAAGAUGAACAAAGGGUGGCUGGAGCUCGAGAGCGACCCAGGAUUGUUCACUUUGCUAGUUGAAGAUUUUGGUGUUAAAGGCGUACAGGUCGAAGAAAUAUAUGACCUUCAAAGCAAGUGUCAAAGCCCAGUCUAUGGCUUCAUCUUUCUGUUUAAGUGGAUUGAGGAGCGUCGAUCCAGGAGGAAAGUUAAUACUUUAGUGGAUGAAACCUCUGUCAUCGAUGAGGAGAUAGUUAAUGAUAUGUUCUUUGCACAUCAGCUGAUACCAAAUUCAUGUGCCACUCAUGCCUUGCUGAGUGUGCUUUUGAAUUGCAGUGGUGUCGAGCUUGGCACCACCCUGAGUCGCAUGAAAGCUUUCACAAAAGGCUUCAGCCCGGAGAGUAAAGGUUAUGCCAUUGGAAAUGCUCCUGAGCUGGCCAGAGCACAUAACAGCCAUGCCAGACCGGAACCUCGGCACCUGCCGGAGAAACAGAAUGGUAUUAGUGCAGUUCGAACUAUGGAGGCCUUCCACUUUGUGAGCUAUGUCCCCAUCAAAGAUCGCCUCUUUGAGCUUGAUGGCCUCAAGGCCUACCCUAUUGACCACGGGCCAUGGGGAGAGGAGGAGGAAUGGACGGAUAAAGCUCGACGGGUCAUCAUGGAGAGGAUUGGUCUGGCUACUGCUGGUGAGCCAUAUCAUGACAUCCGCUUCAACUUGAUGGCAGUGGUGCCGGACCGUAGGAUGAAGUACGAGUCCAAACUGGAGGUUUUAAAGAAGAAUCGACAGACUAUUUUGGAAGGUCUACAGAAGAUGAUCCGACUCACCCAACCUGAGCUUGUCCAUGACAAAAAGCAGCAGGACUCACCCACGCUUGACGGCAGCGCCAAUUCAAUCAAGAAAGAAGCAGACACGGAGCUAGUAACAUCCCAAGGGGCUGAUCAAGCUACCCCUGAGGAGUCAGGAGGGAAAUCUAAAGCUAGCCCCAUUCCUCCAGGAAACACUAAGGCCACAGGAAAAACACCCGGAGGAGGCUCACAGCAAGUCACCAACCCCAUCGUUCAACGCUUGCCUGCCUUCCUCGACAAUCACAACUAUGCCAAGUCACCGAUGCAGGAAGAGGAGGAUCUUGCUGCCGGUGUGGGACGUUCUCGAGUGCUGGCACCUGCACGACCAGCAUACUCUGAAGAUGAAGAUGACUAUGAGGAUGAGGAGGAAGUCACAGCAUCUGCAGGAGCAGCAACGAGAUUUAGACGGAAGGCCGGUCUGCGAUCACGAACAGGAAGAGUCGUAACUGGAAUGGAAAGCCAGAUUGCCCUCAGUGUCUUAGCUGAAAAACUAAAGAAGGAGGCCCAAAAAAAAGACGCCCUCAACACACCGCUGUCUGUGCGCACCGAAGGCCGCACCGGCGGCAUUUGCAUCACAUCCGCUUCGCAGCCCUCCCCCACACCCAGCAACGAGAGCACCGACACGGCCUCGGAGAUCGGCAGCGCCUUCAACUCGCCGCUUCGCUCACCAGCACGCUCACAAGCCGCUACGCGUCCAUCGAGUCCCGUAGCAUCCCAUCUGUCGCGCGUGCUGUUUGGAGAAGACGAGUUGCUUCGACUAGACUCCCGACACAAUCGUGCUGUAAGAGAACUGGGUCCGUCUGUCAGUGUGGCCCUGCUACAUCUCCUGGAGGAUGGAAUCAUCUAUUCUCUUCCACCAUCUGCCGAAUUGGCUGCAGAUGCUAUUAAGUCGCCUUGCAAUCCUGAGAAGGUAAAGGAUAAUGAUCAAGCGGAGAAGGAAACAACAACCGAGAAAGACAAGGGACCAUCUGUGGAUGUGAAGAAAGAGGAGGAGGAGGAGGAGAACAAAGAUGGGGAAGAUGUGAAACCUAGCAAGGAAAAGCUGGAUGCUAUCGAGCCUGCUGCCGACAGAAAGCCCCCGGGGGAUAAGUACUCACCCAAAGAGUUGCUUGCACUUCUCAAGUGUGUAGAGGCGGACAUUGCCAAUUAUGAAGUGUAUCUAAAGGAGGAAAUCGAAAAAAGAAAGAAAUACAAAAUUGACGAUCAGAGAAGGACCCAUAAUUACGAUGAGUUCAUUUGCACCUUUAUAUCUAUGCUGGCCCAAGAAGGGAUGCUAGCCAGCCUUGUGGAGCAGAACAUUUCGGUUCGUCGCCGGCAGGGAGUGAGUAUCGGCCGCCUGCACAAACAGAGGAAGCCCGAUCGCAGGAAACGCUCGCGACCUUACAAGGCCAAGCGGCAGUAAUUUUAAGAACGCGUGGCUGUCAGGAUCAGUCGUAAUCAUCAUGGUUAAACAGAAAUCCCAGAAAUCGCCACGCCCAUGAACUUCAUCAUGUCACCGGUUCAUCGUGGCGUUUUAGUCCCAGCAUUGUUGUUUUCAUGCAACUGACCAAAUCCGUUUUUUUUUUUUUUUUUUUUACAAUCAUGUGUGUAAAUCUUUUAGUGAUAUUGUAUACUGAUAUUUACCAUUUGUAAAUACGGAAUCAAAGGAAAUGUAUUUAGUGAACUACAAUGCUCUUUGGUCAUGCGAUAUUUAAUGUUUUUGGAUGUUUUCUCUGUAUACAGACUCAUGGUCAGCAUAUUCAAGAUUUUUUCUUUUCUUCCCAAAUUAUAAAUUAUUCAGUGUCUGUAUAUCAUAAAGUUACAUCUGCUAACCAAAUGCUAUACCACUGAUCAAACACACCAAUUUUAAAAAUCACAUUCCUCUUUGAGAGUUUUAAUAAUGAAGGUCAUCUGUUUGGGACAACCGUUCUCAACCCGCGAUAUUUUGCGCUUCAAUUUUCUGUAAAAGUUAAAUAAUCUCUUGUUAUUCUUUUUAACCUAGAAGAGAUCUCAGAGUGGCGUAAUAAAUAAAUUGCAUGUGUGUCUCUUGUACAUAUUUAUAUGUUUACGGUGCUCAGCAGGAACUCCCUGAGCUCAAAGUGUUACUGCCAUUGUGCUUGCCAUUUCAUACUGCAAUAAAGUCAAUUCAAACAGUG
Messenger RNA from Hippocampus zosterae (dwarf seahorse), 3119 nucleotides. RefSeq names its product BRCA1 associated protein-1 (ubiquitin carboxy-terminal hydrolase) (gene bap1). Gene Ontology annotation, molecular function: cysteine-type deubiquitinase activity. The record is from RefSeq and is a predicted model, not a curated record. The coding region runs from base 167 to 2386 and encodes 739 amino acids. Lineage: Eukaryota; Metazoa; Chordata; Actinopteri; Syngnathiformes; Syngnathidae. Gene Ontology annotation, biological process: protein deubiquitination; ubiquitin-dependent protein catabolic process. Gene Ontology annotation, cellular component: cytoplasm. The transcript is spliced from 17 exons.